CAUCUGAUGUCAAGCGUCAUAUGCGCCAUUUUGGCUCCAAAAUUGUAUCCGUGCAGAGCAAAUUAAGCGUAUUUUACCAUAUGACCAACAGUAGCCGGACAGUUUUCCCCGUGCCAUUUAGGGUCCCUUUAAAACAUUUGUACCUAUUGCACACAACAAGCGUCAAGGAGAAGGAUAAGAGCCAACCGUCUCCUUUUCAUGAUGUCGGCUAACAGAAGUUCUCUGGUUGGAUAUGGUCUCUCUUCCGAUUCCGACAGCGAUGCAGAGGGAGACGAAGCCAACAUUAAAGAAAUGUCAGAGGAUGGAGUUGGGGAUGGGAGCGGAAGGGGAGGAGCAGAGGACAGCAAGGGCAGGAAUUUGUUGCUGGAGUCAGCAUGUGGGUCGAGUGAGUCGGACUCCGAGCCCGAGCAAGGAGAACAAGACGCCCCGAGGACUCCAGCGGCAGAACCCGCGCCUCGCGUCGUCGCCGCCGCGCCCCCCGACCCCCGUACCCUCGCCCACAAGCUGCCCCCGCCUCCGCUCGGCGCCCCGGGGCUGCCCGCCGCCGGGCUCCCGUCCGGCAGCAGCGUGUUCGCCAACCCCUUCCGCCAGCGGGCGGAGGAGCACCUGAACGUGCUGCGGAAGCACGUCCCGCUCACCCUGGAGCCGCGCCCCUCCCAGAUCGGCGGCCGCAAGAUGUGCAUCUCCUACCGGCGGGACGGGCGCUGCCGCUUCGGGAUCGGCUGCAAGUUCGCCCACGACAGCGACCUGCAGACCGCCGCCCCCCCCGUCGCCGAGGGGCGGGGCCCCGGCGCGGACCACCACCACGACGUCGCUGGCGGCGCCGGCGGCGGCGGCAACCAGCGCGGCGACUCGGCCGCCUCGCACGCGACCCCAGACCGUCGCCGUGACCGCAACGCGCCCUUCCCCUCCCAACCCCAUCCGGAUCAGGAUACUGACCCCGAGGGGGGGCCGGGGAGGAAGAGGAGGGUGGGACUGAGCAACACCCUCGUCCCCCCGAAACGGGCGCUGAAACAGUACGCCACACAGAGAGAGAGGGAAAGAGUCACUCCCUCCUGAGAAACACUGUAACACUGUCGGAGUUAAACAUAAUAUUAAAUGUAUUUUUCUCAGGAAACCCACAAGCAUGUAUUCAGUAGAGACCCCUGAAACGGGGUCAUUUGAGCUCACAAAAGCACGCUUCUGAAGGGCCCCAAGGCUUGUGCAGAAGACAUGGCUAAAGCAGAGAGAGGUCAGGUGGGAGGGGGAGUAGACCCAGAAACGACAGACUUUAUGCCUCCCGGCGGUGGGAGAAGUGCUAAGCGGGAGAUUCCUUUUGUAGUGCAUUUUUUGCAUUCACCUCUUGUGCUGCUGUCCUGGGUUCACGGUGCAGCGUACACACACUUGACCUGUCUGAGUGUAGGCCGUGGUAUGUCCUCAAAGGCGUGAAGUCGGGAGUCAGAGACAUUAGCAUGUUCAGCGGCUGCUGAACUGUGUUUAACCCUGCAAUGGCUGUUCCUUAUCCCGUUCGGCUCUGUGGCCUAAAGCCAAGGUAUUAAAAGCUUCUAAGAUCUUUACAGUUGGCCCCGAUUAUCUUCAGCUUUCCGGUGGCAACUGAGGGAAACCUCAGAACUAUGUUAUUACCCCAGGAAUGUAUAUGGGGUAAUUUCAGAUACAGGAACCCAGGCCUGUAACCUGAUUUAAUUGAGUUUCUGCCAUUUAUGUUCAGGCACACACAUGCUCAUUAGGAUAAUCUUGUCAGCCUGAAGUCAAAAGUUGACAAAGUGACAAUAAAAUUCUGUACAAAAUGUC
Molecule: messenger RNA, 1791 nt
Organism: Anguilla rostrata (American eel)
Lineage: Eukaryota; Metazoa; Chordata; Actinopteri; Anguilliformes; Anguillidae
Exons: 2
Coding region: 199-1059 (286 amino acids)
Molecular function (GO): metal ion binding
Source: RefSeq, a predicted model, not a curated record